CCCAGCUCCGACCGACAAAACAGGCUCCCACUAAAGUGGGUAUCGGGGAUGAUCGACACCAUGCCCAUGACACACGCAGAUCUCGCAUCCCUGGACCUUAUGUUCCUUCAAGAGCUCAUUUCACCGGAAGUUUCAGCACAGCUUCCCUCAGGAGUCUCCAAGACACAGAUGCGUCCGCUUGUAUCAACAGACUACAAACGCAGACAUCUCGAUGUCCUUUCCGUUCUAUCCAUCGUCAACGACCUCUGCGAGGUAUUAGCGUGGGUCAGCCAGUUCCACGCCAUGCGCGCAACCCCGAACGCAUAUUUCUCCGUCAUCAUCCUCGACAAGGCGAGCGAUAAGAUUGUCGGAGUAGGCACCGUCUUCAUUGAGCGCAAGUUCCUCCGCGGUCUUGGGAGAGUCGGCCACAUUGAGGAUAUCGCCGUCGACCGAAGCCAGCAGGGAAAGAAGCUUGGUCUCCGUAUCAUCCAGGCCCCCACGCAUAUUAGUGAGAGCGGCGGCUGUUAUAAAAUCAUCCUGAACUGUAAUGACACCAACAUUCCUUUCUACCGAAAGUGUGGCUAUGUUAAGAAGGAGAAGGAGAUGAUGAAUCUAAGUAUUUUUUAUAGUUUUUACUAA
Messenger RNA from Suillus subalutaceus, 618 nucleotides. Its product is annotated as acyl-CoA N-acyltransferase. The coding region runs from base 49 to 618 and encodes 189 amino acids. Gene Ontology annotation, molecular function: monosaccharide binding; glucosamine 6-phosphate N-acetyltransferase activity. The transcript is spliced from 3 exons. Gene Ontology annotation, biological process: UDP-N-acetylglucosamine biosynthetic process. Gene Ontology annotation, cellular component: Golgi apparatus; endoplasmic reticulum; endoplasmic reticulum-Golgi intermediate compartment. NCBI's taxonomy places the organism in Eukaryota, Fungi, Basidiomycota, Agaricomycetes, Boletales, Suillaceae. The record is from RefSeq and is a predicted model, not a curated record.